Messenger RNA from Penicillium riverlandense, 1578 nucleotides. Its product is annotated as sulfatase family protein. The transcript is spliced from 2 exons. The record is from RefSeq and is a predicted model, not a curated record. Bases 1 to 1578 code for a protein of 525 amino acids. NCBI's taxonomy places the organism in Eukaryota, Fungi, Ascomycota, Eurotiomycetes, Eurotiales, Aspergillaceae.
AUGCCUUCCGAACGCCCGAACAUUAUCUUCAUCCUAGCCGAUGACCAUGCUUCGAAGGCGAUCAGUGCUUAUGGUGCGGGUAUCAACCACACGCCAAACAUUGAUCGCCUGGCGGAGGAGGGCAUGAAGUUCAACCACUGCUACGUGACCAACUCCAUCUGCACGCCCUCCCGCGCUGCAAUUCUGACAGGAACGCACAACCAUGUCAACGGAGUGAUGACUCUCCAUAGCAAGAUCAACAAACAUUUACCCAACGUUGCGAAAGCGUUGCGAUCCGGAGGAUAUACGACCGCCAUGGUUGGCAAAUGGCAUCUUGGCGAAGGCCCUCUCCACGAACCGUCCGGUUUCGACUACUGGUCUGUUCUUCCAGGCCAGGGAGACUACUGGGAUCCGAAGUUCACGGACAAGUCAGGCACGCACGCUGUGGAUGGAUACGCCACGGACAUCAUUACAGACAAGUCCCUGAAUUGGAUUGACUCGGUCCUGGAGCAGCAAUCAGUGACUCGUGAGAGGCAGCCUUUCUUCCUCAUGUGCCACCACAAGGCCCCUCACCGCUCCUGGGAAUGCCACGAUCGUCACAAAACCAUGUACACCGACCCAAUCCGCGUCCCGGAGACAUUUGGAGAUGAUUAUCGGAACCGCGCCAAGGCAGCCAAAGCGGCCAAGAUGAGGGUGGCCGAAGAUCUGACGUACCAGGAUCUAGGACUGGUCCAACCGGAUGGAGGGGACAGUGUUGGUGAGCGUGUCCAGCAGGAGGGGAGCGACGCGCAGCGAAAGGUCCCCGCUCCGGCCGACGUGACCUCUCUGCGCCUCAUCGACAAAGACACCGGAGAGGUUUUCACCUUCGCAAAUCCCGGCGAGCUGGCAGCCUUCAAGUUCCAGCGAUACAUGCAGCGGUACCUACGAACCAUUCAGGCGAUUGAUGACAGUGUGGGCAAGAUGCUCUCGUAUCUAGACGAGAAAGGCCUUGCAGAGAAUACAGUUGUCAUCUAUUCGUCCGAUCAGGGCUUCUUCCUGGGCGAGCAUGGCUGGUUCGACAAGCGAUUCAUGUACGAGGAGAGCUUCCAGAUGCCCUUUCUCAUCCGCCACCCGGCGGUCAUCGCGCCAGGUACUGAAUGCAACAAUAUCGUGUGUAACGUUGACUUCGCACCCACUUUUCUCGACCUGGCGGGACUCCGUUCACCAUCGUACAUGCAAGGUGUGUCGUUCCUCCCUCUGCUGCAGGAGCGAGGAGCGGCUCCGGUCGGCUGGCAGCAAGUCGCAUACCACCGAUACUGGAUGAACAAUGACGAGAUCCAUAACGCCCUCGCGCACUACGGCGUGCGAAGCCAGAGAUACAAGCUGAUAUACUGGUAUAAUGAAGACUUGGGAGUUGAGGGUGCUCGCCCUGGAGGGACUGUUACUGAGAAGGAGUGGGAGUUGUUUGACUGUCAUGAAGAUCCACUGGAGCUGUUCAACAUGUAUUCAGACCCGGCUUAUCAGGGUGUGGUCCGGGACAUGACCAAGCUCCUGGAGGAGAAGAUGGAAGAGAUUGGUGACGAGACGGUACACCCCAGGUAUGGGCGGCCGAAAUUGUAG